CUCUCCGCCAAUUGACCGACGGGUAUCCCUCUCUGUUCCUUUUCUCUCUCUCUCUCUCUCUCUCUCUCUCUCUCUUUCUCUCCUCCUUUCCUCUCUCCGCCUGGUCCGGUUCAAUCAUUGCCCUCUCUUAUCAUGGAAGGCUUCGACACCAUGGCUAUGCCCUACUUGGCUAGUCCCUUAUCGCUCGGCAAUCUCCAAGGUGUGGACUAUCUCAGCUCCGUCCCGGGUAUGGAUCUUCCUGAUCAACCCUCCAAUUUUGAUUCGGAGACGUUUGUCAGCGGCGAUGACCCUAUAGCCUUCCCUACACAACAUGGCUUAUCCACACCGUUAAAACACUUCCCCUCCGGCUAUGAGGAUCCCUUUGCGACAACCGACAUGGUCUCCCCGUUUGAACAGGUCCCGCCCGAGCAGCCCCUACCCCCGGAUUCGUCAAUCGAUCAUAAUAAUAAGCUACUGAGCUUUUCUGUGCCCGUCUUCAACUUCACUCUGCUCGACUAUUCCCUUCGUAGGACCUCAAUAUCUAUGUCUGCUCAGCUGCAUGGCAUGUUCUUCCUUGCAGAAUCGCCUUGGACUACCUCUCCCGCAGAGCACGCGCCACCCCAACAGGGUGCAGAAUUGACAUGCUACCGCCGCAAUCUGUUCCAGAUCACCGGUUCCAUCACGUUGCCCCGCAGUUUGCGCUACAUUAUGACCGAUCAGGGAGACCGGAUACCCAUCCUUGCUCAGGAACUCACCGUGUCAGCCACAGAGUCUGUCGAAGGCAAUUCCCCGGAAAGAGCUGCAACAACACUUUGUCGUCCGUCUCAAGGUCGUCGCAACUUUGUCCACUGGCGCCAAGAUCCCCAUCAGCGAGAUUCACUCGGCCCCCAUCAUCGUUCGAGGUCGCAGCCCGCGCAAUUUCCAGUCCCGCAAAGACUUGCCUCUGAGUGGUAGCGCUGCUGCAUCACGGAAGCACACUCAUGCAGCAUCAACUUCGAGUGCCUUCAAUCGUACUCCAACUAGUGAAUCAACACCCCGUGCUAGUAUGACGCCAGCUAGAACGACCAAUAACAAGUCCACAUUCAAAAGUAAUUCUCCAGAUGCAUCAAUCACAGCGGCCUCCGCAGGUAUGGUGCAGCAGCAGGCAUCUCCUCCCGACUGGGCCAGAAUGUCGCAGACAGCACGAAGUAGUACUGGAUCGUUACCUGCUCAAAUAUCAUCUCUUUAUCAAUCGCAACCGAGUCCGGACUUUUCCCAGGGCACACAAAUACAACAACAGCGUGCCCAUUC
Aspergillus ruber CBS 135680 is the source of this 1269-nucleotide messenger RNA. Its product is annotated as p53-like transcription factor. NCBI's taxonomy places the organism in Eukaryota, Fungi, Ascomycota, Eurotiomycetes, Eurotiales, Aspergillaceae. Gene Ontology annotation, molecular function: DNA-binding transcription factor activity; DNA binding. The record is from RefSeq and is a predicted model, not a curated record. Bases 133 to 933 code for a protein of 266 amino acids. Gene Ontology annotation, cellular component: nuclear chromosome. Gene Ontology annotation, biological process: positive regulation of transcription by RNA polymerase II; meiotic cell cycle. The transcript has 3 exons.